AACUGAUAGAGGCGAAUUUACUGGCAUUCUCCAGGACUGGGGCAGGAUCAUUGUAAACCCUUUGUCACAGGCUGGAGACGGGGCUGUCCGGGAGCCUGUAACCUUCUACCAUGCACCUCUAUGCUCUGACCCUGGUGUCUCUUGCAACUUUCACCACAGGGGCUGGGCACCUAUCCUCAUCACCCGUGGUGGACACCAUCCAUGGCAAAGUGCUGGGGAAGUAUGUCACUUUAGAAGGAUUCCCACAGCCUGUGGCUGUCUUCCUGGGAGUCCCCUUUGCCAAGCCCCCUCUUGGCUCCCUGAGGUUUGCUCCACCACAGCCUGCAGAACCCUGGAGCUUCGUGAAGAAUGCCACCUCCUAUCCUCCCAUGUGCUCUCAAGACCCAGUGACAGGGCAGAUAGUCAACGACCUCUUAACCAACAGAAAGGAAACCAUUUCUCUCCGGGUUUCUGAAGACUGUCUCUACCUAAAUAUUUACACUCCUGCUGACUUGACAAAGAGCAGCAGGCUGCCGGUGAUGGUGUGGAUCCAUGGUGGUGGACUAGUGUUGGGUGGGGCAUCAACCUAUGAUGGUCUGGCUCUGUCUAUCCAUGAAAAUGUGGUGGUGGUGGUCAUUCAAUACCGCUUGGGCAUCUGGGGAUUCUUCAGCACAGGGGAUGAACACAGCCGGGGGAACUGGGGUCACUUGGACCAAGUGGCUGCACUGCGCUGGGUCCAGGACAACAUCGUCAACUUUGGAGGGGACCCAGGCUCAGUGACCAUCUUUGGAGAGUCAGCAGGAGGGGAAAGUGUCUCCGUUCUUGUGUUGUCUCCCUUGGCCAAGAAUCUUUUCCACAGGGCCAUUUCUGAAAGUGGCGUGGUCCUGAACGCAGGCCUGGUCAAGAAGAACACAAGGCCCUUGGCUGAGAAAAUUGCUGUCACGUCUGGUUGUAAAAACACCACCUCAGCUGCCAUGGUUCACUGCCUCCGCCAGAAGACAGAGGGAGAGCUCUUGGAGACCACAUUGAAAUUGAAUCUUUAUAAGCUGGAUUUGCAUGGAGACUCCAGUCAGAGCCAUCCCUUUGUUCCCACUGUGCUGGAUGGAGUGGUACUGUCAAAGAUGCCUGAAGAGAUCCUGGCUGAGAAGUAUUUCAACACUGUGCCCUACAUCGUGGGAAUCAACAAGCAAGAGUUUGGAUGGAUUCUGCCAACUAUGAUGAACUAUCCACCAUCUGAAGUAAAACUGGACCAGAUGACGGCCACAUCACUCUUGAAGAAGUCCUCUUUUAUUCUUGACCUUCCCGAGGAUAAGAUUCCAGUGGCCAUUGAGAAGUACUUAAGAGACACAGAUGACCCAGGCAGAUAUAAAGACCAACUUCUCGAGUUGAUUGGGGAUGUGGCAUUUGGUGUCCCAUCUGUGAUUGUCUCCCGUGGCCACAGAGAUGCUGGUGCCCCCACCUACAUGUAUGAGUUUCAAUAUCACCCAAGCUUCUCACUAGAAAUGAAACCUGAUACAGUGAUAGGAGACCAUGGAGAUGAAGUCUACUCAGUCUUCGGUGCCCCGAUUUUAAGAGAAGGUGCCUCUGAAGAGGAGAUCAAUCUCAGCAAGAUGGUGAUGAAAUUCUGGGCCAACUUUGCUCGGAAUGGGAACCCCAAUGGGAAGGGGCUGCCCUAUUGGCCAGAAUAUGACCAGAAGGAAGGGUAUCUACAGAUUGGAGCUACCACCCAGCAAGCCCAGAGACUGAAAGACAAGGAAGUGGCUUUCUGGACUGAGCUCAGGGCCAAGAAACCACCCCAGACAGAACAUGCUGAGCUGUGAAUGGGAGGCUCUGCCAGCCUCAGAAAGCCAGGGGAGCCCAAAUGAGGCUGCUCCAUUGAUGGC
Acomys russatus (golden spiny mouse) is the source of this 1862-nucleotide messenger RNA. RefSeq names its product carboxylesterase 1E. The record is from RefSeq and is a predicted model, not a curated record. Gene Ontology annotation, molecular function: carboxylic ester hydrolase activity. The transcript is spliced from 14 exons. Gene Ontology annotation, cellular component: endoplasmic reticulum; lipid droplet. Gene Ontology annotation, biological process: lipid catabolic process. Bases 111 to 1799 code for a protein of 562 amino acids. NCBI's taxonomy places the organism in Eukaryota, Metazoa, Chordata, Mammalia, Rodentia, Muridae.